Messenger RNA from Tauraco erythrolophus (red-crested turaco), 1521 nucleotides. The record is from RefSeq and is a predicted model, not a curated record. Lineage: Eukaryota; Metazoa; Chordata; Aves; Musophagiformes; Musophagidae.
AUGUCGCAAAAACACCUGAAAGAAGCCUUUAUCAGCAACUUAAACGGAACGAGUCUGCUGGAAAUUUCCGUAGGCUUGUCCCUACCUCCACUCUGCCUGCUUGGCAGAGGACUCCUUCUGAUUUUGUAUUACCUGCACUAUGGGAAGCCUCUAAGUUCAAGGAAGUACAGGCUGCUGCUAGACUUCCUCGUGCUGGUGUCUCCUCUCCUGUUCUUCUGUACAGUCUUGUCUCCCAUCAUCUUUUUCAUGCCAAUUAUCGUUGCAGCCUUCUGCGCCGGAAUAUUUUAUAAGAUAUACAGCCAAAGAAAACCUGAGACCAGAGUGCCUUUUAGGCAAAUUGUAAAAGACUUCCAGGAGACGCACUUGGAUCCAGAAUACAUUCCAGCAAUAACUGUGUUUCGUGUUUAUGUCAAUGUGCUGACAUCAAUCAGCAUUUUAGCAGUGGAUUUCCCGCAGUAUCCAAGGCGGUACGCCAAAGCCGAGACCUAUGGAACAGGCGUUAUGGAUUUUGGGGUUGGAGCAUUUAUUUUCGGUAAUGCUCUCGUUUGUCCUGAAGUCAGGCAAAAGUCUUGUUUGACACAACCAAAAUUUUCCAGUCUGGCCAGGCAGUUCUUUUCCGUUUGGCCACUGAUUUUUCUUGGCGUUGGACGACUGCUUAGUGUUAAAUCUAUAGAGUAUCACGAACAUACUUCAGAGUAUGGAGUGCACUGGAAUUUUUUCUUUACUUUAGCAUUCGUGAGGCUUGCAGCAUCUCUACUUUUAGCCGUGUUUCCAAAAAAUAAAUCUUGGAUCAUUGCUAUAAAUCUCGCUGUACUUUAUCAGCUGACUCUGAAUACAUCCUCCCUGAAGAUGUUUAUCCUGCAUGGGAGCAACGGCAGAGAUACCAGGGCUGGCUUUUUAAAUGCCAACAGGGAAGGACUGCUCUCUCUCUUUGGCUAUCUAGCCAUAUAUAUGGCGAGCAUCCAGGUGGGGCUGUGUCUGCUGAAGUGCAGGAGCUCCGUCAAAGGCUGGACUGGAGCGGUGCGUCUCUUACUGGUGACAGUUCUCGUGCUCUUCCUGUUUCUGCACUUGUCGCAAGUUUUCGCGGACCCCGUGUCGCGCCGGAUGGCAAACCUGUCCUACUGCAUAUGGGUGGUGGCUCACUGCCUGACUUUCUUCAUCUUUUUCGUGGUGACUGACCUCGCGUUAGUGUUUACAAAGCUGCUUGUGAAGGGCUCCAGCGUGCCCUGUUGCUGGAACGCUGUAAAGCCCCCUAAUACCAGUACAAGGCAUGAACUGGAAGCCGUGCCUGUCGGCAGGGAAGGCAAGCUGGCGCACGCUUGCCUAAUCAGUGCUAUUAAUAAAAAUCAAUUACUGUUUUUCUUGCUAGCAAAUGUUAUGACUGGUGCUGUGAAUAUACUGGUAGAUACAAUCCACAGCAGGACGGCGUUUACAUUAUGUAUAAUGCACUUGUAUAUGUUUUUUAACUGUUUAAUUAUGUAUAUAUUGCAUGCCAAAAAUAUAGUAUUAAAGUUUUGGUGA